Molecule: messenger RNA, 3509 nt
Organism: Girardinichthys multiradiatus
Lineage: Eukaryota; Metazoa; Chordata; Actinopteri; Cyprinodontiformes; Goodeidae
Gene: tbl1x
Product: transducin beta like 1 X-linked
Exons: 14
Coding region: 49-1590 (513 amino acids)
Biological process (GO): regulation of transcription by RNA polymerase II
Cellular component (GO): histone deacetylase complex
Molecular function (GO): protein binding; transcription corepressor activity
Source: RefSeq, a predicted model, not a curated record
GCUCAGCCUUCCAACAACCCCCCCCCCCUCCCCUCUCGCUGGGCUAAGAUGAGUAUUACCAGUGACGAAGUGAAUUUCUUGGUCUACAGAUACCUCCAAGAGUCAGGUUUUACCCACUCAGCAUUCACCUUUGGCAUUGAGAGCCACAUCAGUCAGUCGAACAUCAAUGGAACACUAGUGCCCCCUGCAGCCCUCAUCUCCAUCCUGCAGAAAGGGCUUCAGUAUGUUGAGGCAGAAAUCAGCAUUAAUGAGGAUGGCACAGUCUUCGACGGUCGGCCGAUCGAGUCACUGUCGCUUAUCGAUGCUGUGAUGCCCGACGUGGUGCAGACGCGGCAACAGGCCUUCCGUGACAAGCUAGCCCAGCAACACGCCACCUGCGCCGUCUCUGCUUCAACCUCAGGAAACCAGUCUAAUGCACCAAAGAAUGGAGAAGCCACGGUCAACGGAGAGGAGAACGGCACUCACAACAUGAAUAACCACAGUGAGGCCAUGGAGGUGGAUGGGGAUGUUGAGAUACCAGCCAGUAAAUCCACGGUGCUCCGAGGUCACGAGUCCGAAGUGUUCAUCUGUGCCUGGAACCCUGUCAGCGACCUGCUAGCCUCAGGCUCGGGCGACUCCACGGCUCGGAUCUGGAACCUGAACGAGAACAACAGCUCCAGCUCCACCCAGCUGGUUCUCCGCCACUGUAUCCGAGAAGGUGGCCAGGAUGUCCCCAGCAAUAAAGACGUCACUUCACUGGACUGGAAUAGCGACGGGACACUCUUGGCGACCGGCUCGUAUGAUGGAUUUGCCAGGAUUUGGACAAAGGACGGAAAUCUGGCCAGUACCUUGGGGCAGCACAAAGGGCCCAUAUUUGCACUCAAAUGGAACAAGAAGGGGAACUGUAUUCUCAGUGCUGGCGUAGAUAAGACGACAAUCAUUUGGGAUGCAAAUACAGGAGAAGCCAAGCAGCAGUUUCCUUUUCACUCAGCCCCUGCGCUGGACGUCGACUGGCAGAACAACACCACGUUUGCCUCCUGCAGCACAGACAUGUGCAUCCACGUGUGUCGCCUCGGCAGCGACCGGCCUCUCAAGACCUUCCAGGGUCACUCGAAUGAGGUCAAUGCCAUUAAGUGGGAUCCAUCAGGUAUGCUGCUUGCCUCCUGCUCGGAUGACAUGACCUUAAAGAUCUGGAGUAUGAAACAGGAGUCCUGCGUCCACGACCUUCAAGCUCACAGUAAAGAAAUCUAUACAAUCAAGUGGAGCCCGACCGGGCCAGGCACAAAUAACCCUAACUCCAACAUCAUGCUGGCAAGUGCAUCUUUUGACUCAACGGUGCGACUGUGGGACGUUGAGCAAGGGGCUUGUAUACACACCCUGACCAAGCACCAGGAGCCUGUCUACAGCGUGGCCUUCAGCCCUGAUGGCAAACACCUCGCCAGCGGCUCCUUCGAUAAGUGCGUCCACAUUUGGAACACCAUGACUGGAGCCCUGGUUCACAGCUACAGGGGUACUGGUGGCAUUUUUGAGGUGUGCUGGAACAGCACGGGAGACAAAGUUGGAGCCAGUGCAUCAGACGGCUCGGUUUGUGUUCUCGAUCUCCGAAAAUAGCCCUCCUGAUAGGAUGAUGAAUCCUGACAAAUGCAGAGAUCAGCCUUCUUCGGACAUCAGCAAACGCACUCUCCUCGCUCAAGAAGAGCCGUAAAAGUGGACUGAAAUGAAGCCCUUUACAGGACCUUAACCAGAUGACAGCAGCAACUCGAACACCAACUAAAUUCAUUGCACCUUAAAGUUUGUUGAUGUGUGUUUUUAUGAUGAGCCUGAGAGAGGAUGGAAACUGGCGUAUAAAGCACUCAAAGUGGAUCGUACUCCCUCCCGGGUGCAUCCAUGUAUUAAAAGGUUUCUAAUGAGGGCGCGCUGGGGUCCCCGCGGGCUGCAGGUCCUGCUGUUAUUGAGUUAUAGGGGUGGAAACAUAAAGAUGAGUCAAGUUUUCAGCAGAAAGAAGGGAAAAUAAGAGACAGGUGUUUGGGCUUCGAGAAAGCAACAAAUUGCAAAGUAAAGGCGUUGGGCUUAUAUUUCCUCUUAGGAAAUGUAGCUUUAUGUCCAAAUGAUCGGACAUACAAGAGGAUGAAAGUUACCAAUUUUCACAGCAACUCUGCCACUGUCAGCUGACGGGGUGCCUAACCUCUCCCCCUGGAGGAGAACGUUUCCACAAUACUUGUUGUUUGUUUAAUGUUAUCCACAGAUGGGCUUUUGAGAGUCAGAUUGAAUGUGCCGCCACGAGGUAGAUCCUAGUUCAUUUUUAAUAGCAGGGCAACAAGAGGAAAACUUGCCAAGUAAUCCUCCGAACUGUUGUCUUGAAAUGAACAAAUUUUCAUUUUGUAAAAACAAAAAAGAAAGAAGAAAAGAUGUGAAAAUUGUGGUUUACAAAGAGAAUCUUUCUCCCUUUUUGGAUGUAAAUUUCAAGAAUGUAAAGAUGUGUAAAUCAGAUGAAAACACAGACUUAUAUACUGUGUAUAUAUGUUUAUAUACAGUACACUUUAUCGCCAUCUACAGGGGCUCUUUAUUGGCGAGAGCCGCCGCAUCUUCGCUCUUAGUUUGUGACAACAAAGUGCAUGUCUUAUCGGCUUUCUCUUUUAUUACAGUCUUUCUAAACACGGUCAGCUACAUACAACGUCUUUCCUUUUUUAAUGAGGUGAAAAAUGAUAUGGUGAGAUGUAUUAUUACCCAAAUCUGUCUUCGGUUGAUUGCUGGUUGCCAUAAGAGGGUUAACUUGUCCAAAAUAAGGGAGGGAAUAGUCGUCAGCCUCCUUCUUGGUUUGCUGAUUCAGCGUGUUUGACACCUUUAUUGCUAUUUAAUCCAACCUGUGAGAGAAUCAACCUGACCUAAAUGGGUUAUGAGGGUUUGAUUAGCAUCCCUACGGUUCCUCUGUGGCACUUUAAGUGAAAUCUAGCUGCAGAAAAUUUGAGAUCAUGAAAAAUUCCUGCUGGAAACAAAAAGAGCCUUUUUUAAAUUGGUAUUUUACCCCUGGUUAAGUUUGGUCAUUUGAAAUUUCUGUGACGUGGAUGCCGAUUCAGUACUGCAGAGUUAUUAAACCCAUUUAGGCCAUCUCGUUAUUGAUUUCUUUCACAUUGUUGGCAUUUUUUGCUACAGCGACAUGAAGUGCACUUUUUGUGAUGGUGGAUUCAGCGAGCGUUCGGCUUUGGUUGAAAGUGCUCCAGUGUUUGUUUUUUCUUUCUUUGAUUUUAAUGUCUUUAAUGAUUGGAUUGUAAAAGGUGUUGCAAAGCUUUCUUAGUUUCUUUUUUAUUUUCUGAGAGCCAUUAUUGUCUGUGUCAGACUGAGAAUUGGGCUGUCUCUGGGGGGGAAGUGACCAUUAUUGGCAUGCCAAGAGCCCAAAAAAAAAAAAUGAGGUGACAGCUAUUUUCUCUCUCUUGUACCUUGAUCAAGGGUGCUGUCACCUGUUUCCAAGACAAAACUUUGAAGUCAUUCAUUGUUUCGAAUAAAUUACUAUAUUUUGAUAUUUGAAAACA